Ornithorhynchus anatinus (platypus) is the source of this 384-nucleotide messenger RNA. Its product is annotated as 60S ribosomal protein L31. Gene Ontology annotation, molecular function: structural constituent of ribosome. The record is from RefSeq and is a predicted model, not a curated record. Gene Ontology annotation, cellular component: ribosome; cytosolic large ribosomal subunit. NCBI's taxonomy places the organism in Eukaryota, Metazoa, Chordata, Mammalia, Monotremata, Ornithorhynchidae. Gene Ontology annotation, biological process: cytoplasmic translation.
AUGGCUACCCUCAAGAGAGGCAGAGAGAAGGGCCGGUACACCCUCAAUGAGGUGAUGACAUGGGAGUACACCAUCAACAUCCAUCGAUAAACACUUAAAAUACCAUUUAAAAAAAAAAAACCCUUCAAGGAGAUAUGUAAAUUUGCUAUGAAAGAGAUGAGAAGUCCCAAUGUACACAUUAACACCAGGCUAAACAAAGCUGUCUGGGCCAAAGGAAUAAGGAACAUCCCCUACAACAUGUGGGUUUGUCUGUCAGGAAAGCAAAAUGAAGAUGAAGACUCAGCCAACAAGUUGUAUACACAGGUACAUAAGUGAACUGUGGUCAUUUAUGUACCAGUCUCCACCUUCAAAAACCUGCAGACAAUCAUUUUGGAUGAAAACUGA